Mobula hypostoma (lesser devil ray) is the source of this 6750-nucleotide messenger RNA. It is a transcript of the gene pusl1, whose product is annotated as pseudouridine synthase like 1. Bases 442 to 1233 code for a protein of 263 amino acids. The transcript has 8 exons. Gene Ontology annotation, biological process: tRNA pseudouridine synthesis. The record is from RefSeq and is a predicted model, not a curated record. NCBI's taxonomy places the organism in Eukaryota, Metazoa, Chordata, Chondrichthyes, Myliobatiformes, Myliobatidae. Gene Ontology annotation, molecular function: pseudouridine synthase activity; RNA binding.
CUCAUGUUGCCUACUUCUGUAACUUUUCUACCACAUUUGCACUUGUAUAUUUGUGUUUUUUUUCCCUGUUACUCUAGUUUUGAGAUGUUACAGUUUAUUCAAACAGCUAAAUUAGAUGUAGAGACAAUCGUUGAUUAAAACUUACAAAGGUCAGGCUUUCGACAGAUAGACCCUGAAAGCUGUGGGUUGUCAAUGGAGCUGUAGUCUGAUACAGAUUUUCCUCCCUGUACUUUACUUUUCUUACUCAUGUAAAACAGCAUCCAAUGCUAAUAUUUUAUUCUGUUCUUUACAGUGGAGUCAUGAAAAGUCCAUCACAUCAACUUGUUGCUGGGGUUCAGAAUUACUUGGAGGACAAUAUGUUGCCACAGUAGUGGGUCCCGGAGAUUGGAAUUUAAUUCCGGCACUGAUCUGUCAGAAGUCUCUGUACGUCCUUCCCGUGGAAUGUGUGGGUUUACCCCGAGUCCUCCUGUUUCGUCCCACAGUCUGAAGAUGUACUGGGGCGCAUUGCAAAAACUCCGGCCUGCCAACGAGGUCAAGGUCUUCAUCUCUAGUCGGACGGACACGGGUGUCCACGCUCUGUGUAAUUCUGCUCACUUUGACAUACGGAGAAAGGAGGGGAAGCAGCCAUUUUCAGAGGAGCUUUUGGUCAAUGCCCUGAACUUCCAUUUAAAACCCGAGCCAAUCAGCAUCUUGAAAGCCUUUCGAGUGAGCGACACAUUCCACGCUCGCUACUGUGCCCGAUCACGGACGUACACCUACCGACUUGUGACGGGAUGUGCUCACCAUUCUCGUCUUCCGGUGUUUGAACGGAAUCUCUGCUGGCCCGUGUCCAGCGGACCUCUGAACAUAGAUGCCAUGAGGGAGGCAGCCCACAUGCUGCUGGGUACACACGACUUCAGCACCUUCCGGUCCUUAAACUCCGAGACUCCCUUCAAGUCGCCCCUGAAGACGCUGCUCCAGGCCGAGAUCACGCCAGGCUUCAGCAUCACGCAGCAGAACUACCCCAGCCACCUGGAGUUCUGGGAGCUAACUUUCAGGAGCCCUUCAUUCCUCUAUAAACAGGUGCGGAGAAUGACGGGAGUUCUGGUAGCUGUUGGACAGGGCAAGCUAAUGCCCCGGCAUGUUGCCGAGCUACUGGAGGUCCGUGACUCCAGAGCCUAUCCGGGGAAUCUUAUAGCCCCACCAGACGGCCUCUUUUUGAAGAGCGUGGAAUACGAUGAGAAGGAUGUUUAAGUGGAACAGGACAUAAUUCAGUGACCGUGAACUCAGAAUAAGCUGCUGCUUCCAGCUGUUACCAGGGCAAGUGGCAUCGACGUUCAUGGAUGGUCUGGUCCCGUCGGUGACCUGUGCAACUUUCUUGUAUUGCAUAAACAUACCUGGGUGUGUUUCAAAUUAUGGAGAAGGAGGAGUGUUGGAUGGAGGCUAUAUUCUUAUAUAUAUUAAUCAGCUUCUGAAAUGUGACAGUGGAGAUGGAAAUGAGACCCAGAACCUCCUAGUCCUUGCCCCCAAUCCUGUGAAACAGACACGAGCAAACCUACUUCAUUUCCUGAGGGAACAUCUGAAGGAUGCCCAUCGAAUUUUCCGUCACCAACCAUGUGAAAAGUUCCUGACAAUCAUCACAUCCUCCCCAGCAAUAUUGAAGGCUAUACAGUUCAAACCCCACCGGUUUCCUUGUCUGCGUAAGUCUAGGGAAGACACACUCCGGUCCCGCCAAAACCUGUAAGAUUGAAACGGCUCUCCCACCACAAACCCCGGUUUGUGUGGAUGCCGUGUAAUUUGCAACCCUGUUACAACUCAGUGCCAAGAAGUAACAGACAGCACCCUGCAUGCAAUUAAAGGAAUUAUAUUUAUGAAUCUUAACUCAAGGGUCAGUAAAGAAAAGAAAGAAAAAACCACAAGGAGCCAUUAUAAUUAAACAGUCAAACGUGCGCAAAGAUGGAGCUCAACUCUUCCAGAAGUUAUAUUCACCAAUUGUCAGUAGACCUCAGCAUCUUGCUCCAUCGAAUCACGGUCCCCCACCAGGUCGAAUCCAUCGAAUGUCUCCAGUGUCUUCUCCCUUCAUUUCCCGCCGAACAAUGGACCCCAGCUCACACCGGUGUCAGGCGCACGACAGAAAACCCACUCCCCUGAUUGGAUGGCUCACAUUCCAAAGCACCUGUCAUCUGCAACCAUAAUCCAAACACCACUUCGCAGGCAGUGAAACCUUUCCCAGUGUGUUGCACAAUGGUUCACGUCUUUAAGCAACCUGGAUGAACAGGUAGUCGUGAAUGGGAUUGGAGACCAGCUGUGCAGGUGAGGCUCUGCAGCAAGUUGGAGAGGAGAAGGUUAGAAGGUUUCUAACUUGUGGAAGUGAUAGAAGAUCACGUUUUACCAACACGGUUGUAAUGAAUCAGGAAGAUAACCAGUGCACCCCAGGAGUCUUGUCUUUCCUAUUGUGUCGGUUAAGAGGGUAGUAAGUUGAUGUAGGUAUUAAGUUUUGUUAAGUUCUACCUUUGAUAGGUUAGUGAGGUCAGUCUAGGGUGUGGGGGUUAGGAACAGUAACCACUUCCUGGCAAAUCAGUGCAACACUUGAAGAAUUUAAACUCAAAUGAUUAAAUGCAUCUAAUAUUUUAAAAAUUCAGUGGAUAAUAAUGGUUACCAUGGAAUUAUUGGAUUGUUGGAAGAAUCCAGUUGUUCACCAGUGUCAUUCUGGAUGGGAAACCUGCCGCCUUCAACCAGCCUAGCCUUUGUGUGACUCCAAGCCAGCCAUACCCUGGAUUUAGUUCUCUAGACGAGCACGUCACUUCAAUAAACCAAAAUGUCAAUUGAAGCUACAGUGUGCUGCUGUUUUUAUAACUAGACCGCUGAAGUGUGUUCAUGACUAUAGUUCACUUCCUCAUCGAUCAAGAUCUAGAAUUUGUUUCCUUAUAAUGUAGUGGAAUUGAUACCAACUGCGGCAAAGUUUAAAAAGGGAACAGUACUUGUUCCCUACAUCUUUGCAAGCUUUGGUUCACUCCUGACAUCAAGUUAGAGGACACCGCAUUUCAUGGUCUAGUGAAUUUGCUGUGGCAUUGGUCAAGGUAAGGAAAUGGUGUGUUGUUUGAAAGAGUUGCUGGGCAUGGUAACGGGAUUGCUAGGAAAGCAUUCACAAUGCGAUUGGAUAGACUUGAGUGUUCAGGGGCAGUGGAUACUUGAAUCCUGAGGAAAUACAUCAUGAGUAUUUGGGUAGGUUGAGGUGAUGAGGUGCAGGUCAUGUCAGGUCAGGAUUUGAGCUGGUAUCUGGGACACUGGGCAGUUUGGCAAAGGUUGGGCGAGUGAAUGGUUAUAGUGCUAGUAGGCAGUGGGAAGUGUCUUUGAGGUCAGCAAACAACUUCCUUACACCCUGAGCUGGAGUGGUCAGAUUGUUAUAAGUAAAGCACGGCUGUGCACUAUCAAAGCUUUACUCUUUGUCGGAGAAGGUUUCAUAAUCUGACAUGUAUUUUAUUUUCAAAAAAAUGUGAACACAGCUGGAUAGUGUGAGGGGCGACUAUUCCUGUGAGGAUUCCGUCUGGUCAGGCUCUUGGGGUUUUUUUUAAUCUUGGUCCAGUUAACUGCAGGCGUGAGGGAGGGUCGUUUAUCCCGGGUUUCCAUCAGCCUGCUCCAGCACAGUGUCUGAUGCAUAUGAAGGCAUCGGCUGAGGUGGAGGAGAGCAGUCAACCAAAGCAACUCUCCCCCCGCCCCCCCAGUGCUUUAAUGGUGUUUCAUUGCCUUUGUGUGAAAUUCACUUGUGAUUUAUAUUUCAGUUCCCCAUUAUUGAAAAUAAAUUUAUUUUAAAAGACAGUCACAGUCCUGAACUGUGUCUUAUGGUUAGUGCAAGGGCUUAGGCAUUUAUGAAGGUGCGUGGAGCACAGGAAUUGGGAUGUUACGUUAAAGUUGUAUAAGAUGUUGUUGAAGGCAAAUUUGAAGUUCUGGGCACCUACCUGCACAGGAAAGGUAUCAAUAAGGUUGAAAGAGUGCAGAGAACACUUUUUAAAAAUUCAUUUACGGGAUGUGGGCGUCGCCAGCGAAGACAGCAUUUAUUGCCCAUCCCUGGUUGCCCUUCAGAAAGUUGCACUUCGAAGGAUGUUUUUGAGAGGACCUGAGUUAUAGGUUAGGACACUAUUCCCCGGAGCGUAGGAGAAUGAUUUGAAAUUCAGCAGAGGUAUGACGGGUACAGACAGGGUCAAAUGCAAGCAGGCUUCUUCCACUGACGUUCAGAGGUCAUAGGUUAAGAGUGAAAGGUGAAAUAUUUGAGGGGAACCUGAAUAGGAACAACUUCACUCAGACAGUGGUGAAAGUAUGAAAUGUGCUGCCAGAGGAAGUGGAGGAUGUGGGUUUCAUUGCGACCUUUUAUUCUCCAUACAUAAGAGGCAGAACAAAAGUUCAUCAGACCGACUCCUUGACUGCGAGGACUGCUGUGUGAGAAGAAAUCUAAUGACGUAUUAUUGUAUAUUUCCUCAUUCAGCCCAUCAGGUCUGCACUGUCUCGGAGUAUUCUCAUCCGUUCCAUUCCCCGUGUAUCUCCCUGCAACCAGUUCUCCCGCGCAAGCCCAGCAACACACAUCCUCGGUUCUCCUCACCUACCGGGUGAUCACCUAACAGCCAGCACAUCUGUGGGAUAUGGGAGUAAGUCAGUGCAUCCAGGGAAAUGCAGACGUCACGGGGAGAGCGUAUGAGCUCCAGGCGGACAUCACUGGAAGUGGGGAUUGAACCUGGGAUUACUGGAACAGUGAGACAAUGACAUAACCUGUAGUGCCACUGUGAACCUUUGGGUAUUCUGCCUGGGUUAGACAGGUCGCUGGGGAGUCCAGCAUGAGGGAUAUGGGAGAUAUUUGGAGUGAGAUGAGUAAUUCUUUCCACGUGGGGCUGGUGUCCCUGGAGUUCGCGAGCACAGAGGUCAAAUCGCUGAAUAUCUUCAGGAAGCAGGGAAAUAGAUUUCUGGACUCAAGGCAUUGAAGGGUAUGGAGAUGGGACAGGAGCAUGAUAUAGGCCUUCCCUGGGUUGUUUUAUGGGCAUACAAAGUUGAUUUCAUCCACAAGUCAGGAAAUACAGAAAAUCAUUCUGUGCAAUAACCUUAUCUCCACAGUAUUGUAAUGUAAGGUCAAUUAACAUGAAUUUCCCCUAGCUAAUAUCAAUGUUACAGAAUCAGGAUGUCCUAGCUCAUUGGCUGGUUUUAAUAGGCUCAAAGUAUCAGCGGAUGUUACAUUCUUCAGUAGAGUUUCAUAGCACAGUGAUUGCUUGCCAAUUUCCGAAGCAACUGUCUUAAGCGGCCUCCCGCAGUGAAACUGGCGUCCUGACUUCAAUGGUGUCUGAUUACUGUGGGGAGGUUGCAUGCAAACAAGUUCUUUUUUUCAAGACUGCUUGAAUUUAAUAAUAUUUCUGGGAGCUCAUUUGAACAUGCUGGGGUAUCCAUAAUGCAGGCAUAAGUAUCUUAGGAAGGAUCUUUGUUGGGGCAGUGGAUCAGACAUGAUUGUAUUGAAUGGCUGAACAGUCCACUGCUUUUUGUUUCAAUUACUGUAGCUGAUAACUGCCUGUACACUGUCAUGGAAUUGGUUUAUUAUUGUCACAUUACCAAGCUUGUUGUGUAUACUGUUCAUAUGGAUUAUACAGAUUAGGGCAGAGUGGUACCAUACUGGUUAACAUAAUGAUACGACAGCACCUGUCGCUGUCUGUAAGGAGUUUAUACGUACUCCCUGUGAUCGUGUGUGUUUCCUCCCACAUUCCAAAGAUGUACAGGUUAAUAGGUGACGUGGGCUCGUUGGGCUGGAAGGACCUGUAUCUCUAAAAUAAAAUAAAAUAAAUCAAAUCAUUACACAGUACAUUGAGGUAAAGUAAUAAUAAUGCUGAAUAAAGUGUAACAGCUACCGAGGAAGUGCAGAGCAGGUACAGUAAACGAUAAAGUGCAAGAUCAUAAUGAGGCAGAUUGUGAGGCAGGGAUCCAACUCACCACACUAGGAAACCAUUUAAUGGUCUUACUACAGCAGGGUAGACGCUACUGUUGAGACUGGUGCUGUGCUUUCAGACUUCUACAUUUUCUGCCCAGUGGAAGAGGGGAGAGAAGUGAUGGUCUGGGGUGGCUGGAGUCCCUGCUUACGCUGGCUGCUUUGCUAAGGCAGCAGGUCCACAGAGGGGAAGUUGGUUUCGGUGAUAUGCUGUGUCUUGUCCACAGCUCUGCAGUUUGUUGCAGUCAUUUGCAGAGCAAUUUUUCCACUGAGGCAAGGGGAGAAAGAAACCAGAGGACAUGGGUUAAGGGUGAGGGGCGAAAAGUUUAAAGGGAACAUUAGCAGGGGCUUCUUCACACGGAGAGUGGUGGGAGUGUGGAAUGAGGUGGUAAAUGCGGGUUCUUUUUUAACAUUUAAGAAUAAAUUGGACAGAUACAUGGAUGGGAGGUGUAUGGAGGGAUAUGGUCUGUGUGCAGGUCAGUGGGACUAGGCAGAAAAUGGUUCGGCACAGCCAAGAAGGGCCAAAAGGCCUGUUUCUGUGCUGUAGUUUUUCUAUGGUUUUAAUUGCCAAACCAAGCCCUGAUGCUUCCAGAUAAGAAUCUCUUCCGUGGAGCAUCACUAAAAAUUGGUAAUGGUUCAAAGGGACAUGCCAAAUUUGUUUAGCCUCCUGAGGAAAUUGGUGAGCUUUCUUAUCUGUGGUGUCAACAGGGUUAGACCAGGACAGGCUGUUGGUGAUAUUAAAAACAUAAACACGAGGAAUUCUGAGUGUGUUGUUGGUGAUAUUCACUCUUCGGAACGUGAAGCUCUCAACC